AAGUUAGCACCUUUUCUAAAGAGAAGGACCAAGUUCUCUUCACAUACACGUGUGGGUCCCGCCAUCUCCCUUCAACAUGACAACUGACCCCUUCCUUUCUGAGUCAGCUUGGGUCUCUGGUUUGUUUCGUUACUUUUUUUUGGCCUUAUUCGUUCUUGGCUGUUUGUAUUGUAUUAAUUUGGUUUCUUGGGUUUGGGUUGUGCUGGCUGUGGAGGAUUUGGUAUUGCUGGCAGUGAAAGAUUGGGUUUUUGGCGGUGGCCGGUGGGUCGUUUUGCAUUAAAAAAAGUUCGGUUUAGCAAUAAAGUUUUGAUUUGUGAGACGGUGAAUAAGCUGAAAUUUGGUUUAGCCACGGGAGGCACGAGGUGUGUUCUUUUAGGCACCUUUCUGAUUUUUGUUUCUUUUCUUGCUUACUCUUCCAUUUUGAUUAGCUGAAAGCUUCUUUUACUUCUAAUUUUGGUUCGUUUUCCUUCUACGGAGGAAGAAACUUUCGGUUUUCAAUUUCUUCUUCUACUAAAAUGGAAGAAGGGUUGUAAAACCCAGAAGAAAAAAAAAAGUAGUCAGGAAGCUUAUAGACAAUUUUGAUUUGAAAUAGAAUUUAGCAGAUGGGUUGGUUAGAUCUUUAGAAUUUAGCAGAUGGUUAUGUCAGUUUUACUCCGAAAAUCCAGGUGGGUGUUUCCAAAUCUUAGAAUACGGAAGUGAGUUUCAAUUUUUAAGUUGGUAUCGCACUGAUACGAUUCAACUAGUUUUCUUUAGUUUUUCGGUUUGCAAGUGAAAUUUGGUUCUUCAGGAGUUUGAAAAAUAAAAACUUUCAUCCAAGCAAAAUGCUGUGAACAAGUUAAUCACUUGGGUGGAUGCAAUGUUAAGAGAAUUAGCUCUUGGAUUGUUAGUUUUCUAUUUCAUUAGAUUUGUUUCAGCCAUUGAUAAUGACUUUGCACAUUGUAAUUGCGACGAGGAGGGUUUUUGGAGCAUUCCAAACAUUUUAGAGUACCAAAGAGUGAGUGAUUUCUUGAUUGCAAUAGCAUAUUUUUCAAUCCCUAUAGAACUUCUUUACUUUGUCAGCUGCUCAAACGUUCCAUUCAAAUGGGUCCUCCUUCAGUUUAUUGCGUUUAUAGUCCUUUGUGGAUUGACCCAUUUGCUAAAUGCAUGGACGUACAACGGCCGCCAGUCAUUCCAGUUGAUGCUGUCCCUCACCAUUGCCAAAUUCCUCACAGCCUUGGUCUCAUGUGCAACUGCAAUAACCCUUUUAACUCUGUUUCCUCUUAUUCUCAAAGUGAAAGUGAGAGAACUGUUCUUGAGGCAAAAUGUGUUGGAAUUAGACCAAGAGGUUGGGAUGAUGAAGAUACAGAAGGAAGCGAGUUGGCAUGUCCGAAUGCUGACCCGUGAAAUUAGAAAGUCACUGGAUAAGCAUACCAUAUUGUAUACAACUCUGGUUGAGCUUUCAAAGACAUUAGACUUGCAUAAUUGUGCUGUUUGGAUGCCGAAUGAGGAUAGAGCAGAGAUGAACCUGACCCAUGAGUUGAAAUCAAGUUCUUCGCGAAAUUAUCUCCGUUCUAUCCCAAUUAAUGACCCAGAUGUGUUGGAGAUAAGAGAGAGCGAGAGGGUAACAAUCCUAAGUCCUGAAUCAGCACUUGGAUCUGCAAGUAGUGGUGAGUCUGGUGAAUCAGGUGCUGUGGCAGCAAUCCGAAUGCCAAUGCUUCGGGUUUCAAAUUUCAAAGGGGGUACACCGCAGUUGGUUGACACUCAUUAUGCGAUAUUGGUUUUGGUUCUUCCAGUAAUGGAUUCUAGAGGCUGGAGCCAUCAUGAGAUGGAGAUAGUUGAAGUUGUGGCUGACCAGGUUGCUGUGGCUCUAUCCCAUGCUGCAGUACUUGAAGAGUCUCAACUAAUGAGAGAGAAACUGGGUGAACAAAAUCGUGCGUUGCAACAGGCGAAGAAGAAUGCAAUGAUGGCGAGCCAAGCAAGGCACUCAUUUCAGAAGGUAAUGAGUCAUGGAAUGCGAAGGCCAAUGCAUACGAUUUUGGGCUUGCUUUCUAUGUUUCAAGAGAAUUUAAGUUUCAAACAGAGCUUAAUUGUGGACACAAUGGCGAAAACUAGUUAUGUUCUCUGCACUUUGAUCAAUGAUGUGAUGGAGAUGUCAGCAAAAGAUAAUGGAAGGUUCCCGUUGGAGAUGAGGCCAUUUCAACUACAUUCUAUGAUCAAGGAAGCUUCUUGUCUUGCCGAGUGCCUGUGUAUGUAUAAAGGCUUUGGUUUUGAAGUUGAUGUUCAAAGCUCAUUGCCUAAUCAGGUGAUUGGGGAUGAAAGAAGGGCUUUCCAAGUAAUAUUGCAUAUGGUUGGGUAUCUAUUGAGCACCUAUAAUGGCGUGGGGACUGUCAUCUUCCGGGCUAUUUCAGAGAGUGGUUAUGAGGGUCAGGAUGAUAGAUUGCAAGGAAUCUGGAGAUCAAAUGUACCAGAUGAGUACGUAUCUAUAAAGUUUGAAUUUGAGAUUAGUGAGGGAAGUUCUCGUCCUGGUGGAUUAGUCUCAUUGAUGCACUAUGCUGGUGGGAGGCACAACAAUGAUGAAAUUAAGAAGGGCCUGAGCUUCAGCAUUUGUAAAAAGAUUGUCCAGAUGAUGCAAGGCAAUAUCUGGAUAUCCAUGAACCCAGUGGAUUUUGCAGAAAGCAUGACACUUGUUCUCAGGUUUCAAAUCCUCCCAUCUAUUGGGAGAAGUAUGCAUCUCCCUGGAAAUAACUUGGAGCAGCCAAAUUCCAACUCACAGUUCAGAGGCCUUGGGGUUAUAGUAGCCGAUGAUGAUAACGUAAACAGGACUGUGACCAAUAAGCUGCUUGAGAAACUCGGCUGUCAAGUAACUGCUGUUUCUUCCGGGUUCGAAUGCCUGAGUGCCCUCAGUGAUGCUGAAAAUUCAUUUAAAAUUGUUGUUUUGGAUCUUCACAUGCCUGAAAUGGAUGGGUUUGAAGUGGCAAUGAGAAUCAGGAAAUUCCACAGCCCUAAUUGGCCAUUGAUCAUAGCCCUGACAGCAAGUGCGGAGGAACAUGUGUGGGAGAGAUGUCUACAGAUGGGAAUGAAUGGAUUGAUUCGAAAACCUGUUCUAUUGCAAGGGAUGGCAGAUGAACUUCGCAGAGUACUGCAAUGAGCAGUUUUUCUUCCACAUCUUUUUUAGGCUCUCUAAUGAGCACAAGUUAUAGAGAAUCCAACUUUAAACUUAUUUUUCACUUAAUUAGAAAAUAUAGUAGUUAGAUAUUGCUAACCAUAUGUCCUUCAUAUCACAAUUAAACGUCACAGACUCUGUUCUGUUGUAUGAUUGCUCUACUGAGCUAUAUACUCCAUUGGUUAGUAUAAUUGCUCCACUGAGCUAUUUACUCCAUUGAUUAUUCA
Messenger RNA from Prunus persica (peach), 3369 nucleotides. Its product is annotated as protein EIN4. Gene Ontology annotation, cellular component: endoplasmic reticulum membrane; endoplasmic reticulum. The record is from RefSeq and is a predicted model, not a curated record. Lineage: Eukaryota; Viridiplantae; Streptophyta; Magnoliopsida; Rosales; Rosaceae. The coding region runs from base 857 to 3127 and encodes 756 amino acids. Gene Ontology annotation, biological process: response to ethylene; phosphorelay signal transduction system. Gene Ontology annotation, molecular function: ethylene receptor activity; ethylene binding; phosphorelay sensor kinase activity. The transcript is spliced from 2 exons.